Molecule: messenger RNA, 2182 nt
Organism: Cyprinodon tularosa
Lineage: Eukaryota; Metazoa; Chordata; Actinopteri; Cyprinodontiformes; Cyprinodontidae
Gene: cyth3b
Product: cytohesin 3b
Exons: 13
Coding region: 371-1555 (394 amino acids)
Biological process (GO): regulation of ARF protein signal transduction
Molecular function (GO): guanyl-nucleotide exchange factor activity
Source: RefSeq, a predicted model, not a curated record
CGGCAGCUGAAUUAAAGCUGGGCUUUGUUUCCGUUCAGAGCGCGGACAGCUUUGCUGCAUCGGCCGCUCUCUCCGUACAAGUGGAGCGAAGGCGUAGUUAGAGGAUAACCAGCGCGCACUGAGAGCCUAAAGACAACCUACCACCGCUGCAGAGAGCCUUCCCUCAGAGCCGGACGGACACAGCGGGGCCCUGAGGACGGGACCAGGGACUGUGUGUUUGUAGUAAAUGGCCACAUUUAUUUCCUGAGGGGAGACGCUCCUGCCUGUUAGACUAUAGACACGCCAAAUGCAUCCAGGAAAAUAGGACGUUGGGUGUAAUCCAAACGCAUUGGAAGUUUCUUUGAACGAUUUAGUUUAUCCUGCUGCAGACAUGGACGAAGAUAAUCAAGUGCCCGAGGACCUGUCUUUGGAGGAGAGAGAUGAGCUUUCCAACAUACGUCGCAGAAAAAAAGAGCUUCUCGAUGACAUCGAACGGCUGAAAUUUGAGAUUGCCGAAGUAAUGAAUGAGAUUGAACAGCUGACUUGUGUUGGGGAGAGCAAAACCUCACAAAGAAACAAACAGAUUGCCAUGGGAAGGAAAAAAUUCAACAUGGAUCCUAAAAAGGGGAUCCAGUUUCUUUUGGAAAAUGAUCUUCUGCAGAACACCCCAGAGGACAUCGCACAGUUCCUCUACAAAGGGGAAGGGCUCAACAAGACAGUCAUCGGGGACUACUUAGGGGAACGUGAUGACUUUAACAUCAAGGUCCUUCAGGCAUUUGUGGAGCUUCAUGAAUUUGCAGACCUCAACCUUGUUCAAGCCUUAAGGCAGUUUCUGUGGAGCUUCAGACUUCCUGGCGAAGCCCAAAAGAUUGAUCGCAUGAUGGAGGCAUUUGCCUCCAGGUACUGCCAGUGCAAUCCUGGUGUCUUCCAGUCCACAGACACUUGCUAUGUCCUCUCAUUUGCCAUUAUUAUGCUGAACACCAGCCUUCACAAUCCUAACGUCAGAGAUAAACCCCCAGUGGAGCGCUUCAUCUCCAUGAACAGAGGGAUCAAUGAGGGAGGAGAUCUCCCAGAGGAGCUACUCAGGAAUCUCUACGACAGCAUCAAGAGUGAACCCUUUAAGAUCCCGGAGGAUGACGGAAAUGACCUGACACACACGUUCUUCAACCCAGACAGAGAAGGAUGGCUGCUUAAAUUGGGGGGUCGCGUGAAAACCUGGAAGAGAAGGUGGUUCAUCCUGACGGACAACUGCCUCUAUUACUUCGAAUACACAACAGACAAAGAGCCCCGUGGGAUCAUCCCACUUGAGAACCUUAGCAUCAGGGAAGUUGAGGAACCCAGGAAACCUAACUGUUUCGAGUUAUAUAACCCUAAUCAUAAGGGCCAGGUGAUCAAAGCCUGUAAGACUGAGGCAGAUGGACGUGUUGUCGAGGGCAACCAUGUGGUCUACAGGAUAUCAGCGCCUACGCCUGAAGAGAAGGAGGAGUGGAUAAAAUCUAUCAAGGCAAGCAUUAGCAGAGAUCCCUUCUAUGAUAUGCUGGCCACAAGGAAGAGACGCAUCGCCAACAAGAAGUGAAGAUAGACAAUCAAAUCAAGGUCCAAGGUGCUCCGUCGCCCUCUCCUUUGGUCUAUGAAGAAAUAAGUGGCAUGCUGCCAAGCUGGUUCGUCUCAGAAACUCUCAGCAACUUGAAGACAAACCUUUGACGCGCUAUAAGUCAUAAAACGCUACUUGAAAGUGGAAAACUAUUGAACCAGCCUGUUUGUGUCCCCUUCAUGUCAUUCACCCCAAACCUUACCUCCCCAUUCAUAUUAAAAUAUAUUUUUGUUUCUACUUAAAGCACAACUGCCAUGUUUCAGGUGCACAUGCAUGCAUGUGGGUUAUUAUUAAUAACUAUGUUUCUGUUCUGUAUGUGUGUCCAACAGUGUGCAUGUUCAGUUUGGUUUCUUACAGUGUGCGCCUCCAAUGUGCUUUAAAAAUGGUUUUUGGAAGCUAAAAACUAGAAUUCAAGUUAGAUCAAAAGAAUAAACAGGGAAAGGAAACAGAUGAACAACUCUAAGGGAUGGCGAUUGAGUCAGUUCAACGUAACCACAGCUGGACCGAGGGGUCAUUUCAUUCUGGUGCUUAGCUCUUCUCUCCAGGUGCCCUACUCAGAGUAACCUUAAAAAAAAAAAAAGGUGUCAAACGAUCGCAGUCUAGAUUCUU